Cladophialophora psammophila CBS 110553 is the source of this 1092-nucleotide messenger RNA. RefSeq lists its product as uncharacterized. The transcript has a single exon. Gene Ontology annotation, molecular function: oxidoreductase activity. The record is from RefSeq and is a predicted model, not a curated record. NCBI's taxonomy places the organism in Eukaryota, Fungi, Ascomycota, Eurotiomycetes, Chaetothyriales, Herpotrichiellaceae. The coding region runs from base 1 to 1092 and encodes 363 amino acids.
AUGGCGCAACUCACCCGUUCACUGACGCUGCUAUGCAGCAUUGUUUUGACGUUGAAUCUCUCCUUGGCCUCUGCCUUUGUUGCACCGAGAUCAUCAUGCCAGAGCCCCAGGAUCAGGAAAGAAUAUGGCUCUCUCUCCACCACGGAGAAGAAAGCUUACAUCUCAGCAGUCAAAUGUUUGCAGAGCAAACCUUCCAAGUUUCCCGCCGGAAUGGUUCCAGGCUCAAAGUCUCGAUAUGACGACUUUGCCGCGGUCCACAUCAACCAGACGACAUCAAUUCAUCUCGACGGCAUCUUCCUCGGCUGGCAUCGCGAAUUCGUCUGGCUUUGGGAGACAGCCCUUAUUCAAGAGUGUGGCUACACCGGCGCACAGCCAUACUGGGAUUGGCCCAAGUGGGCUCACAAUCUCUCCUCAAGCCCCCUGUUUGAUGGCAGCGACACGUCUCUGGGUGGUGAUGGCUAUUAUGACGGCAGCUUUGACUAUUACGUUGUGGGUGUCAAGCCCGAUGGAUCACUGGACACUGUUCCUCGUGGUACAGGGGGCGGCUGUGUCAAGAGCGGCCCCUUCAAGGAUGUCAUGAUCAACCUGGGGCCCUUUGAGUUCACCCUCGUCUUUACCGGGCUGCCCUCCAAUUGGACGGCGUACAAUCCGCACUGUCUGCUGCGCGAUCUCAACCAGUUCUGUUCGGAGAGGACGAAUCAGACCUACGUCGAUGCCGCACUGGCUACUACCACUAUCGCCGAUUUCCAAGAUGCCCUGUCCUCGGCUACUUCACGAUUGGGUGUCCACGGCAAUGGUCAUUUCGCUCUGGGCCAAAGCCUCCAGGACUUCUUCGCCAGUCCCCAGGACCCAGCCUUCUUCCUCCAUCAUGGCCAAAUAGAUCGACUUUGGUACCAAUGGCAAAAGAAAGACUUCCAGGCAAGGACAUAUGGAAAUAAUGCGCUCAAUGGUACGAGUACAAUUUUCGAUCCUCCGACUGCGCCAGAAGUCACGUUUGAUACGACGAUGAACUGGGGGAUUUUGGGAGGAACAAAGUCUUUGGGCGACGUGAUGAGCCCAACCGCAUGUGGCUACUGCUAUCAGUAUCAGUAG